Pocillopora meandrina is the source of this 8657-nucleotide messenger RNA. NCBI's taxonomy places the organism in Eukaryota, Metazoa, Cnidaria, Anthozoa, Scleractinia, Pocilloporidae. The record is from the annotation of a GenBank genome assembly.
UUUACAUUUGGCCUCAUCGUUUACUAGGCCCACUUUUACGGAGACCCCGUAGAUUGUCAUGCACAAAGUAAGGAGCAAGUUAGGGAAACUUCAAAAUCUUACAGGUGAAGGUGUAAGCAGCAGUCUCUCCCAGGGUGAUUUAGAGGAAAAUGGUCUUCAGGGAAUACAACUGCGCAGUUAUCAACUGGAGGGAGUGCGAUGGAUGAAGCGUUCUUUGGAAAAUGGACAAGGAUGCAUUCUUGCAGAUGAAAUGGGUCUUGGCAAAACUAUACAGGUUUGAAAUAAUCCAUACUAUCAACCUACUUGAAAAAAUUUUCGUAAAGCACCAUAGAAUUCUUAAACAAGGCCCUGGUCCCAAAGGUAAUCUAUAAUUGUUUUCGCUAUGGUUAUCUUUAUUCAAGAAUUGUAGGCAUAAUUAAUUGCAUUAUGGGGAUGUGCGGAAAACUUACCGUUAUUUUGUCAUUGAAGAAUGCUGGUAAAAAUUUGGUUACAAGCGUGGAAAAAAGAAGAAAUUCGAGUCCUUACAUAAAAUUUUGAAGACAUCAGUUUUGUUCUUGAGUCAGCAAGAGAGCCUCAAGGUGUUCAUUGGUGAGUUGGCCCAAGUACAAGCUCCUUUACCAAUAUCAGCGAAGGACACUUCGAAAUACGUGAUAAAAAAUUUUUAAAUGCUAUCCUUACCAUGGUAUCUUUUAUGGUAAAAUUGCAGGGGCAGUGCAAGCACAUCCUUAUGUUUUUUGGGUUUUAGACUAAAACAAGUUACCUUCUGCAUUAAAAAAAAGAAAACUCUUGUCUACUUUCUUUGGUUUUUAGACUAUUGCUCUUUUGAUCUAUCUCCAAGGGGUAAACAAUUGCCCAGGGCCAUUUCUCAUAGUGUGUCCAUUAUCUGUUUUGCAAAACUGGCAAAAUGAAUUCUCAAGGUCAGUGAAGACAACUUGUAUUAAUUUUGGUGGUAGUUUAUGAUUUUGGAUUUUAUUUAUAAAGACUAUCAGUUUAUCAAGAGAGAAUGGUUUCCCAACCUAAAAUUUUUUUUGGUUAAGAAUUUAAAACAACUUGGAAUUGUGCAGUUGCUCAGCAACAUUGCAAUUAACUCAGAUAUGGCUAUGUUAUUCAAAUGGGCCGAUUUUUCAUUUUCAGGGGAGUAGAGGUAGGCGCAAGUCAAGUAAUGCUCUUCCCCUCUGUACUGACUUAUGCAUUCUGCUUACUAUGCACACAUUACCUUACAAUGCACACCUUACUUUACUAUGCACACCUUACCUUACUAUGCACACCUUACCUUACUAUGCUCACCUUACCUUACUAUGCACACCUUACCUUAUUAUGCAUACCUUACCCUAUUAUGCACACCUUACCUUACUAUGCACACCUUACCUAACUAUGCACACCUUACCUUGCUAUGCUCACCCUACCUUACUAUGCACACAUUACCUUACAAUGCACACCUUACUUUACUAUGCACACCUUACCUUACUAUGCACACCUUACCUUACUAUGCUCACCUUACCUUACUAUGCAAACCUAACUUUACCAUGCACACCUUACCUUACUAUGCACACUUAACCUUACUAUGCACACCUUACCUUACUAUGCUCACCUUACCUUACUAUGCAAACCUAACUUUACCAUGCACACCUUACCUUACUAUGCACACUUAACCUUACUAUGCACACCUUACCUUAUUAUGCAUACCUUACCCUAUUAUGCACAACUUACCUUACUAUGCUCACCUUACCUUACUAUGCACACCUUACCUUACUAUGCUCACCCUACCUUACUAUGCACACAUUACCUUACAAUGCACACCUUACUUUACUAUGCACACCUUACCUUACUAUGCACACAUUACCUUACAAUGCACACUUUACUUUACUCUGCACACCUUACCUUACUAUGCACACCUUACCUUACUAUGCACACCUUACCUUACUAUGCUCACCUUACCUUACUAUGCAAACCUAACUUUACCAUGCACACCUUACCUUACUAUGCACACCUUACCUAACUAUGUACAUGUUACCUUACUAUGCAAACCUAACUUUACCAUGCAUACCUUACCUUACUAUGCACACCUUACCUUACUAUGUAUACCUUACCUCGGUAUGCACACCUUACCUUACUAUGCACAUCUUACAUUACUAUGCAUACCUAACCUAACUAUGUUCACCUUACCUUACUAUGCUCACCCUACCUUACUAUGCACUCCUUACCUUACUAUGCAUACCUUACCUUAUUAUGCAUACCUUACCUAACUAUGUUCACCUUACCUUACUAUGCUUAACUUACCUUAUUAUGUUCACCCUACCUUACUAUGCACACCUUACCUUAUUAUGCAUACCUUACCCUAUUAUGCACACCUUACCUUACUAUGCACACCUUACCUUAUUAUGCACACCUUACCUUACUAUGCACACCUUACCUUACUGUGCAUACCUUACCUUACUAUGCACACCUUACCUUACUAUGCACACCUUACCUUACUAUGCACACCUUACCUUACUGUGCACACCUUACCUUACUAUGCACACCUUACCUUACUAUGCACACCUUACCUUACUAUGCACACCUUACCUUACUAUGCACACCUUACCUUACUAUGCACACCUUACCUUACUAUGCACACCUUACCUUACUGUGCACACCUUACCUUACUGUGCACACCUUACCUUACUGUGCACACCUUACCUUACUGUGCACACCUUACCUUACUAUGCACACCUUACCUUACUGUGCACACCUUACCUUACUGUGCACACCUUACCUUACUAUGCACACCUUACCUUACUGUGCACACCUUACCUUACUGUGCACACCUUACCUUACUGUGCACUUUUACCUUACUGUGCACACCUUACCUUACUGUGCACACCUUACCUUACUGUGCACACCUUACCGUACUGUGCACACCUUACCGUACUGUGCACACCUUACCGUACUGUGCACACCUUACCGUACUGUGCACACCUUACCUUACUGUGCACACCUUACCUUACUGUGCACACCUUACCUUACUGUGCUCACCUUACCUUACGAUGCAAACCUAACUUUACCAUGCACACCUUACCUUACUAUGCACACCUUACCUAACUAUGUACAUGUUACCUUACUAUGCAAACCUAACUUUACCAUGCAUACCUUACCUUACUAUGCACACCUUACCUUACUAUGUAUACCUUACCUUGGUAUGCACACCUUACCUUACUAUGCACGUCUUACAUUACUAUGCAUACCUAACCUAACUAUGUUCACCUUACCUUACUAUGCUCACCCUACCUUGCUAUGCACUCCUUACCUUACUAUGCAUACCUUACCUUAUUAUGCAUACCUUACCUAACUAUGUUCACCUUACCUUACUAUGCUUAACUUACCUUUUUAUGUUCACCCUACUUUACUACGCACACCUUACCUUAUUAUGCAUACCUUACCCUAUUAUGCACACCUUACCUUACUAUGCACACCUUACCUUAUUAUGCACACCUUACCUUACUAUGCACACCUUACCUUACUAUGCACACCUUACCUUACUAUGCACACCUUACCUUACUAUGCACACCUUACCUUACUAUGCACACCUUACCUUACUAUGCACACCUUACCUUACUAUGCACACCUUACCUUACUAUGCUCACCUUACCUUACCAUGCAAACCUUACUUUACCAUGCACACCUUACCUUACUAUGCACACCUUACCUUACUAUGCACACCUUACCUUACUAUGCACACCUUACCUUACUGUGCACACCUUACCUUACUAUACACACCUUACCUUACUAUGCACACCUUACCUUACUGUGCAUACCUUACCUUACUAUACACACCUUACCUUACUAUGCACACCUUACCUUACUAUACACACCUUACCUUACUAUACACACCUUACCUUACUAUACACACCUUACCUUACUAUGCACACCUUACCUUACUGUGCACACCUUACCUUACUGUGCACACCUUACCUUACUGUGCACACCUUACCUUACUGUGCACACCUUACCUUACUGUGCACACCUUACCUUACUAUACACACCUUACCUUACUAUGCACACCUUACCUUACUGUGCACACCUUACCUUACUGUGCACACCUUACCUUACUGUGCACACCUUACCUUACUGUGCACACCUUACCUUACUGUGCACACCUUACCUUACUGUGCACACCUUACCUUACUGUGCACACCUUACCUUACUGUGCACACCUUACCUUACUGUGCACACCUUACCUUACUGUGCACACCUUACCUUACUGUGCACACCUUACCUUACUGUGCACACCUUACCUUACUGUGCACACCUUACCUUACUGUGCACACCUUACCUUACUGUGCACACCUUACCUUACUGUGCACACCUUACCUUACUGUGCACACCUUACCUUACUGUGCACACCUUACCUUACUGUGCACACCUUACCUUACUGUGCAUACCUUACCUUACCUUCUCCAUUUGCCUGAAUAUCAAAAAUUAUAGCACCUCUUUUCAGGCUAUGUUUGCAAUAAUAUAACAACAUUUGAGAAGUAAAUUGUUUUGCAUUUUUGCUUUGAAAAAAACUAUGAUCUUUAAUGGCCCUCUCUCCUGUCCCAUCUGAGGCAACAAUAGUAUAUUUCUCCUAAUAACCACUCACCCCCUUGGCCAUAAUUUCAAACAGCCCCCCUCCUCCCUCACUUUCUUAAAUAGGAAGGAUACAAGGAAAAUUUGUUUCUAUUGCCAUCUUAUUUGUAACUUUUUAAGUAGAAUCAGUAUAGGACAACAGUUUCUUUCCCACCCCAGUAGUCUCUAUUUCUCAUGGGCUUUUUUAGUUCCUCUAUAUGUGUUAUCUGUGAUUUUAUUUUAAUGUCCUAUUCAGGAAUGUAGCUAAAGUUUUUAACAGGUAGGAAUCUUGCAAUGAUAGGCAGGUAUUUGGGCCAAUUAGGCCCACUCUAGUGUGCCUUUGGCACGCUAUAUCUAGAUUUGAAGGUGUAAACAAAUGAAAUAAAUAAAUAAAUAACAAUAUUCUGAAAACAUUUAAAAACAUUUUGGAGAAAGAAGUAGUGCUUCACAGCCGGAAAAAUCGCGUUCACAGCCGGGUAAUUUUCCUGGCUUCUAGCUAUUAUCUACAUCCCUGCCUCUUGCUGUGCCAACGAAAUAAGUACCCCUCUCCGAUAAGCAUCCUCCUUCCAAUAAGUGCUUCCUCAACCCCCUUUCAGCCAAAAUUUUAAAUAAGUGCACAGGCAGUUAUUUCAGGAAAUAAGGUGUGUGCAUUUUGUUGUUUGUUUUUCUUAACUGUUGUCAUGUCUAGUAAUGAUGGUGCUUGCUGUUUAUAAAAGUCAUGUAAGGCAGUGCUUUUCAAAUGCAGAUUUUCUAGGCAUCAAGUUGUGCUGAGCUUCAUUGGUGAUAAAGAUGAGCGAGAAGAAAUAAAGAAUUCAGUCAGAAUUGGGGUCAAAUCUCAGGUAUUGUAAUCAUUCAGUACUUUUAAAAAUAGGAUUGAUGUGAUUCUAUUAAAUUUUCUAGAAAAUUAAUUAAAACUUCUAAUUUUCUACCAAAUUCCCCCAAAACCAUUUUCUUUUCAGGUUUAGAUGACAAUGAUAUACAAAAUUUACACUCUUCAAAGCCUAUAAGGCAGCAUUUUAUAGAGAUGAGGAGGUAUUAAAUGUACUGAGAGUAAUAUCCUCCAACCCCUCUGGUCCAGGUCAUAUCUUGAAUGAGUGUCAUGAAUUCCCAAUGAGAUGAUCAUGUUGUGUGUGUUCACUCUAAUUUAAAGACUAAUUUGUAAGUGUAUGGCUUAGGGAAUUUACUGUACUUUUGAUUGGCUUGACAAUGUCAUUUGGUGAUAUUAAUGAUUUAUUUUGUGUGGGAUUUUUAUCUUUCAGAAUGCUGUCCAUAGAAAUGAGUCUCUUUCAUUUCAUGUCCUUCUUACCACAUAUGAAGUAUGUUACAUACUGAUAAUUAAUUAAUUAAUUAGGUUAUAAUAUCAUUGUUACUUAAUAAUUAUCUGGCACAGGAAAUAUGUAUCAAUAUAUGUAGUGCUUAAAAUAAAAUAUUGAGUGCUUUUGAUCAUUUAAUGUUAAAAGGGCACUAUAUUAAGUUUUAAAAUUAUUUAGUAUUAUUAUCAUUAUGAUCAAUAAUGGUAGUUGAUAGAUUUCAUUUAAUAUAAAAAUAUGGAGAUAUGUAUAUGUGACUUGUACCAAAGUUUAUAUACAUGUGAGUGAAUGUAAAGUAUUUAUGGUGUUUCACUAACUUUGAUUUUUCAUGAUUUGUAUUGCAUUUGUCGUUAUGAUAAUUAUAACACAGAGGAAAAGUGAGAUCAAACUAAGUUGAAAAAUGACAAACCAAGAAAAAUAUCAACCACACUGUACACAUUGUACCAUAAUAUGUGUUUUGGUUUAUCUUUUACUGGCAGAUGUGUUUGCGGGAAACAACUUUCCUUUCAAAGUAAGACUGUUAUAUAUUUAAAAUAAUUUGUUUGAUUGAACUAAUUGCAAAUAUUCCUACUCUAAAGAUUACAUGAAUUUGCCAACAAAUUCAAAACAUGUUACAAUUUUAGUAGUAAACUGUGGUAAUACCCCACAGAUUCCACUGGAAAGCAAUGAUAGUGGAUGAGGCUCAUAGAUUGAAGAAUCCCAGGUCUUCUCUUUAUCAAGAAUUGUCUCAGGUUUGUGUUGAUUGAGGAUGAAUACUAGUUGAAUAUUUUUGUGCAUCCACUGCAUUCACAUACAGUUUCUAUCAGUGGGUCUGAUUUUAUCAAAUUAUACUGACUGAAAUUUAAAUAUUUUGAUUCAAAUGACACCAUGAUCAAUGCUUCAAAUGAAAUCAAAACUAGAGAAAAAUUUGUUUGUAGUCACAUAUGCUCUGACUGAUAACACCCCUUCACUUCUACAAUUUCAAGGUUAAUUCUCCAACUAUGAUCUGAUACUUAAUUCUUUCCUAUGAAGACCACAUACCUGUAGCCAUUUCUUAGUACUGAAUGUUUUGUCAAGGUAACAUCUCUUGAUUGAUAAUUCUCAUUCCUGGUCUCCUCAACAGUGUAAUUAAAUUGCAGUGAUAAUAGUAACACUGAUCUUUAUAUGGGAUAUAAGGUUGAACUGCUCCUUUUUAAUCUUUUUUUUUUUAGUUUGAAAAAGACUUUGUGGUUUUGCUCACAGGAACACCAGUACAGAACAACUUGAAUGAAGCAAGUUAAUUUUCAAUUUAUUAAGAUUUAGAUCAUUAACUUUCACUGAAUGUGUCCCAGAAAUUGAGUUGAACCUUAGUUAUAUCAUAAUAUUACUCAGUUAUUGCAUUGAUUUUGAUUUUUAUGCAAUAGUUUUGACUGGAUGCAAAUGCUUUUUGCUUUAUCUUAAUAAGAAAAACUUUCCUGACGAAUUAAUAUGUGGGUAGAUUCAUUUUCAUAUGACAAUGCUCUAAUUACAUGUGGUUUGUUUUAUCUGUUAGCUGUAUUCCUUGCUCUCAUUUGUGAGCCCUGACAUCUUCACCCUUGAUGCUGUAGAGGAAUUUGUGGAGCAGUUUACAGAUGUUGACAACUCAGGUACUAUACUGGGGAUAUGUUUAUUUGGUAACCUUUACCAAUUGGUGGAAAUGUUGUUAAAUAUUAGAGUUAAGUUGGAGACUCACCCAAAUAAUACUAGUGUCAAGUUUCCUUUUACUGUGGAUUGAGUUUGUUUCUGGUUCUCUUCCUUGCUCUGAAUGUCUUUAUGUGGGUUUGACCUUGGUUUGCCGCUCUCUGAAAAAAUCAAUAAUCCAAAUUCAACUUCCAGGCCUAGAAAGAAUGAACAAAAAGAGCCACCUUGUGGAAUGUCCACUGCUAAAUUCCCAUUCCCAUGUUUAGUCCACUACUAAAUUCCCAUUAAUAAUAAUAAUAAUAUUAUUAUAAUUGUUAUUGUUAUUGUUGUUGCUGUUGCUGUUGCUGUUGCUGUUGCUGUUGCUGUUGCUGUUGCUGCUGCUGCUGCUGCUGGUGUUGUUGUUGUUGUUAUUAUUAUUAUUAAGUUAUGGUGACUUAUCUUUGUGCUGCAUUUUUGUCAGUCCUGCUACCAUUGCCUUACUUAUCAUCAUUAUAUACUGCCAAAAAACAAAAAUAAUGUUUUAAAAUGACAUUUUAAGUUGAUUAUGGUAGUACUACUCAUGAUUUCAGACACAAGUACAGAGUUACAGAAUAUUUUAUCUCCAUUUUUGUUACGUCGAGUUAAGUCCGAGGUGAGUGACAUUCACUUGAAGGUAAAAAUACUCCAUUUUAGAUAUUUAUGAAUGAAUAACCUCUGACACUUUUUAAGUUUCAACCAAAGAAAGCAAAAAUAGUUUAUGCCAAAUAAUUUCAUGAAGUUAUGUCUACUUUAUAACUUCUUGUUGGACUUAAUUUCCUUGAACAUACUGUGAUGUGAAUUUUCUAGUUCAAAAUUGAGAUGAAAUUCUAUUACUAAUGGUUAUAUGUCUGUAAAAAAAUGUAAGAUAAUCACAUAAUUUGAUGAUAAAUGACAUUUUCAUUAUCAGUGUUUUUCUCAUUGAAGGUGAUGGCACAUUUACCAAGAAAGACUGAGGUGAGAAGUGCAUUCUACAAAUUUAAUUUUUUUUUAAUGAAAGAUGUCAGUACUAGAAAAAAUUUUUGUUUUGUUUUGCAAGUGGGUGAGAUCAAGAUAUUUCUUUUGAAGGAUGCUUUUCAUAACAUUAUAUUUACCAUUUUUUUGGGAUGA